AUGGAUUGGGAGGCACGUACUAAGCAAACUGCACGCAAGUCGAUCGGUGGCAAGGCCCCUCGCAAGCACAUCUCGCACGCCACCAAGGCUGCACGCAAGUCUGCCCCUGCAGCAUCCGGCGGUGUCAAGAAGCCCCACCGAUACAAGCCUGGUACCGUCGCUCUUCGUGAGAUUCGUCGAUACCAAAAAUCGACUGAGCUCCUCAUCCGCAAGCUCCCAUUCCAGCGUCUCGUUCGUGAGAUUGCCCAGGACUUCAAGACCGACCUGCGUUUCCAGUCAUCUGCCAUUGGUGCGCUCCAGGAGGCUGUUGAGGCCUACCUCGUCUCGCUCUUUGAGGACACCAACUUGUGCUCCAUCCACGGCCGUCGUGUCACUAUUCAACCCAAGGACAUGCAGCUCGCUCGUCGUCUCCGCGGUGAGCGAUCGUAA
Molecule: messenger RNA, 429 nt
Organism: Protomyces lactucae-debilis
Lineage: Eukaryota; Fungi; Ascomycota; Taphrinomycetes; Taphrinales; Protomycetaceae
Product: histone-fold-containing protein
Exons: 2
Coding region: 1-429 (142 amino acids)
Cellular component (GO): nucleosome
Molecular function (GO): DNA binding; structural constituent of chromatin; protein heterodimerization activity
Source: RefSeq, a predicted model, not a curated record